AUGUUUGGAAUGCCAGCUGUGAUGCUGAAGAUUGCCUUAAUUAUAAUUAAUACACCAACAGAGAUUAUUUCAUUAGCUUCUACCAUAGUUGCGUCGAAUAGUCUUGGAAAUGAAUAUAUUGAAAAAUGGUGGAGUACAGACACAAUGAAAAAUAAACAAAUGGUAGGAUAAUUAAUUAGUUCGUCUUAUAAUUGACAGAACAAUAAAACAAAUGGAACAUCCAAAUAAAGAAUUUCAAGAAAUUACAAAAAAAGAAGUUUAUAAAAUAUAUCAUCCAAAAGGACAAAUUUUGUAUAGAUACG
Meloidogyne enterolobii is the source of this 302-nucleotide messenger RNA. The record is from the annotation of a GenBank genome assembly. Lineage: Eukaryota; Metazoa; Nematoda; Chromadorea; Rhabditida; Meloidogynidae.